Molecule: messenger RNA, 11341 nt
Organism: Paramuricea clavata
Lineage: Eukaryota; Metazoa; Cnidaria; Anthozoa; Malacalcyonacea; Plexauridae
Source: the annotation of a GenBank genome assembly
UUUUGAUGCGUGUAGUUGUGGUUUAAGUAUUAUUCAAAGACUUAAUUAAGCCCCGAUCAAACGAAAAGAGUUGAGAAGCGAGUUUUCUCAACUCUCGUGCCCUGGUCAAACGAGAACAAGAGUUGCAUGAGACUUGAUGAGAGUUGACUGGAUAUUAUCGCGCACGGAGCGAAAAUUCUCAUUCAACUCUGAUCGGAAUAUGACGAGGAUGAGAUUUGAUAAGAGUUGCAACUCUCGCUCGCAUUUGACCGGCAACUAUGCUAAUUUUCGCUUCUCGUUCUCGUCAACUCGCAUCCUCAUUUGAUUCGGACCUUAUUAGAAUUCCGUAAUAAGAUAAUAAUCAUCAUUUUAGGAUGUACGUGUUCUUUUCAUGCAGUCGGAUGGCGGUCUCACACCUGUUCAAAAGUAAGUUUUUUUACACUUACCUUUGGGAAUCAUGCAAAACAUUUCUGAAAAGCAUCUUGGCAGCCUCGAUUUCAAGCAACCGCGUGUUUAUUGGCAACCUCUUCUAGGAUUCAAAAUUCAUGUCAUACACUAUAUUCCGCACUUUCAUCUUCUUAAGUCCUAUUUCACACUUUAACUCCCCAUGUUAAGUAAAAUCGCCUGCCGCAAGAGUUAAUUACAGCGUAAAAAGUUUAAAUUUCUUUGUAACAGUUAAGAUGAGUGUUUUCAUUGUUUUGUUUAGGUUUACAGGAUCGCGCGCCAUAUUGUCCGGUCCGGCUGGAGGAGUGGUAAGAGACUGAUCAACUUGAUCAUUGUAACGUCCAAUACGUCCAUUGGAAAAUUAUUUUAAAAUACAGUAGUGUAAACGGACUAAACGAGCGUUCUGAUUACUUCAAGGUUGGAUAUGCAGUGACAACGUACAGCAAAGAGUCAAAUCAACCCGUUAUAGGAUUUGAUAUGGGAGGUAUGUGACGUAUGUCUACAGCGCCGGUCAAACGUGGAUACUGGACACUGAGAGUUGAUAAGAGUUGCCUAUCGACUCUCAUGUAGUCUGAACAACUCUCAUCAUUUUUGAGCUAGCCUGUGUUCCAGUCCACUACACCGUUGUGUGACGGUGUAGUGGACUGGAACACAGGCUACUUUGAGCUGGUUCAAGUUUUUCUACGCCCGCGGUAGUAUCCAGUCAACUUAACAUUCAAUCCUAUACAGCCUGUCCUGUUGCCGGAUCCAAUAUAAAUUGCUCAUUAUAUCACAUUUUAGGCACCUCAACAGAUGUUUCCCGCUACGCUGGUCACCUUGAACACGUGUUUGAGACGACAACGGCUGGGAUUACGAUCCAGGCCCCUCAGGUAAGAGAUGUGCAACAGAUCGUGAAAUAAAACUGGAGCAGUAGCGAUGUUUUUCAGAUCAUAGUUGGCACAGAUAUCUUAUUAUGUUUCUACACCUACAGCUUGAUGUGAACACAGUUGCCGCCGGGGGAGGUUCAAGAUUGUUUUUCCGUUCGGGAAUAUUCGCAGUGGGUCCGGAAUCCGUCGGAGCGCAUCCGGGUCCUGUCUGUUACAGAAAAGGUUUGUAUCCCAGAUGAAAAUAGGAAGAUUUGGAUUUAGGAUGGUAACACAAAGUGAAUGGGAAACAGGACAUGAAAUGAUGACGUGUCAGUUGAAGCAACAUCUGUUAUACAUGUCAUUUUCACGUUCUUUUUUACGUCGUGGUUGCGUUUCCGUGACUACUUCCUCCCUCCCCCUGCUAGACGUUUAAACAUUGCGAUUUGUCUGACUGUAUGUAUCUGACUACAGCAAUACUUGCUCUAGCUGUACUAAGAAUUCAGUCUGAAACAAGCCUAAGUAUUUCUUCACUGUUCAACCUUGUGAAAAUAUUUGCAUAUCUUGCAGGCGGAAAUUUGGCUGUCACAGACGCUAAUCUCGUGCUUGGCCGACUACUUCCACAGUAAGUUUAUCCACUGGAUUUCUAGAACAGUUUAGUCUAGAAGUGAUAAGCGGUACCAUCAUGCAUUUACUUACGAUGUAAACAUACACUGUAUAAUAAAAUGCAAUGAUUUAUUAUCUUAAGAUAUUUUCCAUGUAUCUUUGGACCAAAUGAAGAUCUACCUUUGGAUAAUGAUGCUUCAUACCACAGUUUUGAAACGCUCAUCACAGAUGUAAGUACUGCUUGCAAAAUAUCCCAAACAAAGUAAAGUUCUCUGCAGUGUGAGAAUGAUAUGAAACUAGUUUUUCAUACCUCUGAGGAUGGCUCUGAAAUAGAAAAAGUAAAGUAUUGGGGCGGAAUUAUCCACCAAGUUACGUCUCUGUCUGACGGGUGUUGCGUCUUGAUGUAAACACAUGACGAACUAUCCAGACAAACUAACUUCACGCCUAACACGAUUUAUAUUUGGUAAUAGUCCUGGGUCAAACUGUUUAUAGGAAAUAUAAGGAAAAACAUACUCCGGUCAAACUGUUUAUUUUCCUUAAGGUGGAGUUACACGAGCAACAAAAUUGCUGCAACUUGCCACAAAAUCUAAUUUCAACGCAUGUUAAUUGAAAAUGUUUACACAUACAUUACAAAUCACAAGGCAAUAUGUGACGACAUUUCUACUUAACAUGCGUUGAAAUCAGAUUUUGUUGCAAGUUGUAGCAAUUUUGUUGCUCGUGUAACUGGCGUCAUCCGCCAAGAGGAAUCACACAUAUAGGCGUAUUAACUACUCAAAUAGUUCGUCUUGAAUAUGAAUUAUCAGACAAGCAAUCUUUUCCUUGCCCAAGUUCGUGAUCGGGCCGUAUUCUCAUUACUUGGCAGAUCAAUCAAUUUCUUGCGUCAGACGGAAAAGACGCCUUGUCUGUGGAAGAGGUUGCCAUGGGUUUUGUGAAAGUUGCAAAUGAGAACAUGUGUCGACCAAUCAGAGCUUUGACACAGGCCAAGGGAUAUGAUACGUCACGUCACGUGUUAGCUUGCUUUGGCGGGGCAGGAGGUCAGCACGCAUGCGCCGUGGCAAGAUCACUGGGAAUGUCUACAGUUUACAUUCAUAAGUAUGUUUUAGUUUUAUACAGUGUAUUAUCUGUAGGUCAUUUGGUUGGCUAAUUAAUUGAUUGGGUUUGACUAAUUGAUUGAUUGGGUCUGAUUAAUUGAUUGAUUGGGUUGCUGAAUUAUUUAUUGAUUUGGUUUCUGAUUAAUUGACUGGCUGAUUAAUUGGUUGAUUGCUGAUUAAAUUAUUUAUUGAUUUAUUCUCUAAUUUUUUGCUAAUUGAUUAAUUGAUUGAUUGGUCAAGUGAUUGAUUUGAUGUUUAUGAUGGAUCGACUAAUUGGUUGGCUGGUUAAUCAUUAUUUUUUAUUAACUGAUUGGUUCACUAUGAUUGGCUGAUCAAUUUAUUGAUUGGCUGAUUAAAGAUUGAUUAAUUGAUUGGUUGCUUAAUUAAUCAAUUGCUCCAUUAUUUCGAUAUAUUAGGUAUGCAGGUAUUUUAUCAGCGUACGGAAUUGCUUUGGCUGAUGUCGUUCAUGAAGCACAGGAGACAUGCUCCAAGGUUUACUCUCAGGGUAAGGCUUGGGAAAAAGUUUGGUUCUUGCGUAAAUAAUAGAGAGAUUCAUAUUUGACUUCCACUACCGUUACCACUCGCUGGCUUAGUCCGCAUCUGAUUGGUUAAUCGGAUAUAUGAAACGCAUCUGAUUGGUUAAUCGGAUAUAUGAAACGCAUCUGAUUGGUUCAUAGUCCUUGACGGUAGCGGUAGUGAAAGUGGGAGGCAAAUCUGAAGCUCUCUCGUGACGAGAAAGGAGUCAAGAGAAAGUUGUCAUUUGCCUGUGAAUAAUUUUUUAAUCAAGCAAUUACUAGGAUAUUUAUUUUUUUCCAUUUUCGUAGAAUCCUUCGAGUAUUUGGACAAUAAGAUUAAAGAACUCGAGAAGAUUUGUGAAAAAGAACUGAAGGAACAAGGUUUUGACGAGUAAGUUUUUUACAGUUACAAAUUGGUCGAGCCGACUAGCUCAAAACUAAAAAAGUAGUCGGAAACACUUUUGCCGAAAUAUUUAUUUCACUCAAUUUCACUUAUUUCUCUGACUUGUUAAAAAAAUUUUUUUUCUGCUUUGUAACAAAGGAAUGAUAUUUCAACUGAAGCGUUUUUGAACAUGCGUUACGAUGGAACGGAUUGUGCUCUGAUGUGCACUGCCGUAGAACGUGAUGUGAGUAAAAUUAUCAUGACAUUUAUGAAAGAUAAUAUUGAAAAGACAAAUACGCUUUACUAUUCAAGCAGAAAUAUUUUUGCUAUAUUAUCAUUUUUCAGAUCUCGGGAGGCUGUAGUCAUGGUGAUUUUCAGAAAGCAUUUCUACAAAGGUAAAAUCGUACCAACUAUACGUCAUCAGGUGUUUUAUUAGGGACCCUCCCCCUCAUGCAAAACAGAAAUAAGCAUUAAACAUGAGCGAUAUUUUAGACCUGGGAUCGGUAUAGACUUCCAGGAAGAAUGGCUCGACAUAACUGAUAGAUGAUAUAAUAUUUGUUAAGUUUUAGUUCAAUUUAACAAAGCGUCCUUUAUCAGGUUUUGGUAAUUAAAAAGUAAAUUACUUUAUCAAAUUAAUCUUUAUUGUCAGGGGUGGAAAAAAUAUGCGAGCACGCGAGCACUACUCGCAGGAAAUGUUAAACAGCUGCAGGAAAUUCGUUUGAAUGAAGAUUUGCUAUUGAAAAUUUGAAGGAAACCUUAACACCCAUGUCCCACUAUGGGCGCAACAACAUAUGGUUGACAGACAUUAUUCCUUGAAUUUAAAACCAUUGUCAGCUAGAACAUCAUAUGUUUUUAUGCACAUGCAGAUUUUGCACAAAAAUACUCCGUUGGUGUGCAGGAACUUUUUGUCCCCAGGUUGUGCUCCCAAGAAGAAAAUUCUUUUUUCCUGCCCUGUUUAUUGUUUUCUUCCUUAGGUAUUCAACGGAAUUUGGUUUCACCAUACCAGACCGAGCAAUUAUUGUGGACGAUAUUCGAGUGCGAGGGACAGGACGUUCGUCCAUUGAUCAAACUUUUGAAUCUGUCUAUACAACUGAUACACCGACCGUUGAGAAUGUAAGUUGAUAAAAAAGCUAGUUUGUGUAGUCACAUUUUCAACUAGACUAAAAGUAACCUAAUGAGUAAAUUAGCCAAACAUGAUAAUACUAGAUACCUGCAUGGUGAAGCAUAUUGAUCAUUAAGCAUUAAUUGUAUCAAAAUUGAUUUAGUCAUUGGACUUGAUCAAAAUUAAUUCAACUCACUUUAACUAGUGAGUUAUUUGCAUAUUAUCGAAGAGGUGAAAAACAGAUGCAUUAAUUAUUGUAUGUGAUAUUUAAUAAUGCCAAGCAUGGAUUCACAAGGAAUAAAUAUACAUUUAAGGUCACAAAGUGUUAUUUUGAAAGUGGAUAUCUUGAUACCAAACUGUACUUGUCUGACAAGUUAAGUCAUGGUCACGAAAUCGAGGGUCCUGCGAUUAUCAUUGAUAAAGCAUGGUAAGUUUUACAGAUCAGUUGAUUAACCGGCCAUUUGACACUGUAUACAAGAUUUAAUUUUGCAGGUUUUUCUAGAGGACCUACGUGCACAAUUUGUUGUGGUCCAAAUUUGGCCAUGCACAAAACGAUUGUCGUGAUUUACUAAGAAUUUUGUAAAACUUUUUCUAUAGCACAGUUUUAGUUGAACCUUACUGUACUGCUUCGAUAACCAAGACAGGCGAUAUCAGAAUUCAAGUAGGUUAAUAGAAUCUAUAGAAAUUAUAUCAUAUCGUUUAUUAUAUGGUUGAUUUUAAAUUUCUGCACAGUAUGACGGCAUUAAAUUGCGUCGAUUUUGAAAUAAGAUUGUUUCUACCGUUAGAUUGGCCGAGAUCUUUCUCAGCGUAAUGUCACAACAGAACUGGACGCCAUUCAGUUGUCAAUUUUCUCUCAUCGCUUCAUGAGUAUUGCUGAACAAAUGGGAAGGUGGGUGUGAAAGAGGCUCGCUUGCAACUGUCUAAGGCUAUGUUUACCCUGUACCGGAUAGCUUUCCGUAGAGGCGCGAAAAAGCACCUAUCCAGGGGCGAAACUAGCCCCUUUUAAUAGGGUCCAACAGUUUUUUUCGGACAAAUUCCUGUUAAAACAUGCAUGAAACCCUUAUUUUUUUACCAAUGUCUGUAAAAUUUAGGUCUAUAAACUCUAUUCAAUUCCCUCUGGAAGCCCUGGAAGCUACUUAAUAACUCUACAUUCUGUCAUUUAAAAUCUUUUAUUGCCCUGCCAAUCCAGAUGAUUUGCCCUGCCAAUCCAGAUGAUUUGUACUUUGGGGGGGGGGGGUGUCAACACCCCACCCCCCACCCCCUCAAGUUUCGUCCUUGCACCUAUCCUAUACGGAAUGUACAACUUUCAGAAUCUGAGCGAACUGGAAUAAUUCCUCCAAAAAUAGCGUUCCUAAAAGGUACGGAUAGGUGUUUUUUCACGUCACUACUGAAAGCUAUAGUGUAAACGUAGCCUAUGGGUGCAAAAACUGAACACGAACAUCCCACUUGAACAAUGCUGAAAUAUACCGUAAACCUCCGACUAUGAGCCCUGGGCUUAUAUUCUUUCGUAAGCGAUUUUUGAUGGGCUUAUACAAGGGUGGGCUUAUAUACGGGGGGCUUAUACAUGGACGAUCUUUUGUGUUAGUGUAAUAGUGAUAAACAAGUAUAAUAAUAGUGAUAAACAAGUGUUAAGCAUAGUAAUAAUAGUGAUUAAUAGUAGUAAUAGUGAUAAACAAUAGUGAUAAACAAGUGGGCUUAUAUUCGGGUGGGUUUAUAUUCGGGGUGGGCUUAUAUUCGGAGGUUUACGGUAACUUGUUAUCAGGAUGGUUCGCACUGUUUGUUGACAGAGUAUUGACGACUUGCUGCAAGGUUUACAUGUUGUUCCAACAACUAAGUAAAUACUGUAUAUAAAAAAUAGCGAUAUGUUGUGAAUUAUUUUGAAGGGUUUUACAGAGGACUUCCAUAUCCACAAACAUCAAAGAACGUUUAGAUUUCUCGUGUGCCAUGUUUGGUCCUGAUGGAGGACUGGUAGCUAACGCACCACAUAUCCCAGUACACCUUGGGGCCAUGCAAGAGACUGUUCAAUAUCAGGUACUGCAAUCUCUCCUUGCGGACAUGCAUUUCCGUACUGCGGAUAGUUUCCACUGGUGAGUCAGCUCAGGAACUCGUACUUCAAUAGAAUUGUGUAUCUAUGGAACAGUUUGCCUAGUGAUAUUAAAUCUUCUUCUUCCAAAUACGUCCUUAAAGCUAAACUAUAUGAAUAUUACUUUAAUAAACUGAUUACAGUAUUUGAUGCAGAUAGGUGUAGAACUUGGAAAACACUAUGCAGUAAUUGUAGAUCACUGCAAAUAAACUGCUGCUCGUAAUACCUAGAUGCUCGUAGCAUGAUCGAUGGGUUAAUCUGUUAUAUGCUUAAUAUGCUCAGUUUUCGUUACAACUCUUGAUACAUUUUUUUUUUUCAUAUAAAUUAGUCACAAACUGAUUUUCAAUAGAUUAACCAUUCGAGCAUUCUUCAAUCGAGAUUAAUUUUUACUGUUGUAAAUAGCUUUUUAUGUACGUCUGUAUUUGUGUUGUCUUGGUGGGACUUAAUUGGGAACUUCUGUUCCGAUGUCCUGACCUUCAAUCUUAUUGAUUGUCAAGUUAUUAUAAAAAAAAAGCAAAAAAAAGCUAUAGUUUAAUCUUUAUUGAAUUCAGAUGAACCUGUUGGGAGACAACAUCAAUGAAGGUGACGUCAUCUUAUGUAACCAUCCAUCCUGUGGUGGAAGUCAUUUACCUGACCUUACAGUAAUUACACCGGUAAGACUCGCUCAAUCAUGGCUCUGAAAUACAGGGUGUAUCAAAAAAAAGGAGACCUUUAGAAAUCAAGCAUAUUAUUAAAAUUUGAAUGCCUUUUCAAUUGCACAUAUGCUAAACCGUGGUGCGUGAAAUAUUGAUGGAGUGCAUAUAUUAGAAAAAGGAGACCUUUAGAAAUCAACCAUUGUUAUAAUUUGAAUCCUGGAGCACUUUGCUAAGCCCACGAGUGCGUAACAUGCGAUCUACGUACAGUAUACAUGGCAGAUUGUUCCCAGGAGCAGAUAAGGUCUCCUUUUUCUAAUAUAUCCACCCCAUCAAUAUUCACGCACUACGGUUCCACAUAUGUGCAAUUGAAAAGGCAUUCAAAUUUUAACAAUAUGCUUGAUUUCUAAAGGUCUCCUUUUUUUUUAUACACCCUGUAGAAUAAGUACUAAAUUUAUAACAACACAGAUCGAAAACUGUACUUGCAUGGAAGCGUGUUUUGUACUGACAUGAGCAUUAUAAUCAUUUAAGCAGUUACGCUAUGUGGUUCAUGAAAUCUUGUUAAGCAUUCGUGUUUGUUUUAUGUCCUAAUUUAGGUAUUUUAUCCAGGACAGCCAAAACCAGUCUUCUUCGUCGCCAAUAGGGGUCAUCAUGCCGAUAUAGGGGGAAUAACACCCGGUUGGUGUUUAUCUUUUCUCUUUUUCAUAAAGAUUUGCUUGUUUUGGUCACUUCGAAAAUACAACUUUGUUCUCUUAUUUAGGCUCCAUGCCACCACAUUCGAAACUUCUUGCUGAAGAAGGCGCCACAUUUAAAUCGUUCAAGUUAGUGCAGAAUGGAGUCUUUGAUGAAAAAGGUCAGUUAACGUAUUGUGAUGUUAAUAUGUAUUCACCCUGUACAUACUCCCCCCCCCCGCCCACAAUGUUUUUCAGAGUGUAGUUUUUGAACGCAUUGGGUUAAAAAGUCGUUUAUUAAGACCUUUACAUUUUUAUCCAAGUGCCUCCACAAUGCAGGAAAUGCCAUUGCAGAGACCUAAAAUUAUUAAGUUGCUCCCUCCGCCCAAAAAAAAUUCUGGCGGCGCUACUGACGAUAGCCCACUAAUAUCCCUACUCCCACUAUUUCUCAUUAUUUCUCUAUUCCCACUAUUAUCCUACCGUAUCCUACAGGUGUCACAGACAAACUCAUGGAACCUCAAACGUACCCAGGCAGUAGUGGCACACGAAAUCUCCGCGACAACCUCUCUGACCUCAAAGCACAAGUUGCGGCCAAUAAAAAAGGAAUUGAUUUAAUCACUGAACUGAUAGAUGAAUACAGUCUAGUAGUAGUGCAAGCUUAUAUGCACCAUAUCCAAACUAACGCUGAGGUAGCUGUCCGUGAUAUGCUUAAGGAGAUUAGGUCUAGGACUGAGGAACGUACAGGGCGAACAGUAUUGUCAGCGGUCGACUACAUGGACGAUGGGACGCCGAUAUGUUUGAGUGUUUCCAUCGCAGACAAUGGUAGCGCGGUUUUUGAUUUCACGGGGACUGGACCCGAAGUGUAUGGAAACUGCAAUGCGCCACGUGCUAUUAUUCUCUCUGCGAUUAUUUAUUGUUUACGGUGCAUGGUUGGCCAUGAUGUACCUUUGAAUCAGGUAAGAAAAUGCGUUGGAAGUUAGUAAACAAAGUUAAACAAAUUUAUAGUGGAUAGUUCAUUCAGUUCUACACCUAGAAAUCCUGUAAGGGAUAUCCUUUGUCCAGAUAAUUCAUUUACAUGGAUAAUUUUCUUUUUAAUAGGGUUGUUUAAAACCAGUACAAUUGAUCGUACCAUCAGGUACCAUCUUAUCACCAUCCGAUACAGCAGCUGUUGUUGGUGGAAAUGUUCUUACUACCCAAAGAAUUGUUGACGUCAUUUUUAGAGCAUUUGAAACUUGUGCUGCUUCACAGGUAAACCUUUCUGGGGUUAACUGAGUCACCUUCGCCGAAAAACUCGAAAUCUCUGACAGUUCUGAACUGUUUUUUCUACACGUUUUCUCUAUAUUUGCACUGAAUAGCUCUGUCAGUUGUAAUAGCUCUGUCAGUUGUAAUAGCUCUGUCAGUUGUAAUAGCUCUGUCAGUUGUAAUAGCUCUGUCAGUUCUAACCUGUUUUCUCUACAGGUUCAGUAAGGGCCGUCCCGUAUUGGUUCAGUGUUACUACAGUAGGAAAACGGAGUACUCGGAGAAAACCUGUGGUGUUUGAUAAAGAGUGGCACUGAACUUUGAACUUCACUUUUUAGGGCUGUAUGAACAACACAACAUUUGGAGAUGAAUCAUGUGGGUAUUAUGAAACUGUCGCUGGUGGAGCUGGAGCAGUAAGUCAGUAUUUAAACCCGCGUUUAAUUUUGCGCACCCUAUGCGAUGUUCUUCCUUGGAUAGUUAAAAAAGUGUUUUUAUUAUUUGUGUGUAAACAGAAAGCCUCUGUUUGAUUUCCUCUUCAGGGUCCAAAUUGGGAUGGAAAGAGUGGCGUUCACAGCCAUAUGACUAACACAAGAAUCACAGAUCCAGAAAUCAUCGAGAAAAGGUGAACGGGAUAUUAUUUCACAUACCAAAAGGAGUUUUAGGGACUGACCAUUAGUUUUAAGGACUGACCAUCAGCUUUCACGAAUUGUUUGGUCGUCUGCUUGUGGAGGAAUUUUUUGCGGAAUUUUAUAGGUGUUUCUUUUCUUCGCUUUCCUAAAUCCUUAGGUACCCUGUGGUAUUGCGGAGUUUCCAGUUGAACCCAGGCUCUGGCGGUCAAGGUUUAUAUAAAGGUGGCGAUGGAGUGAUUCGUGAGUUAGUUUUCAGAAGACCGUUGACGUUGUCUAUUCUCAGUGAAAGGAGGGCAUUUUGUCCGUACGGAUUAGAAGGUAUGGUGUGGAAACAACAAUCAUGGCAAAAAUCCCGUGGACACUUAGCUGUGAACUAAAGUAUUACUAUUCUUGUACACAUAAUGGCAUUUUUGUAUCCCCCGUUCCCCCGUCCAUUGUUGGUUGUGACAUUGUAUUUCACAAAGCUAUCACCUAACCAAUUUAUUAGCUUUCAACAUUGAACCGGGGGGGGGGAGUUGAAAAUUGCUGUUUUGCAGGGAUAUGAUUUGGCAAGGUAGAUAUUUCUAUUUACGCAGCGCUGUGCGAAAAUAUAAUGCUCAUUCUUUUUCUUUAAGUUUGUCUAUUUUUCUUAACUUCCUACAGGUGGAUUAUCUGGGUCACGUGGCCGAAAUAUUCUUUUGUACAAAGAUGGUAGAAAAAUAAACUUGGGCGGCAAAGCAUCAGUGAAAGUCGAAGCCGGGGUAGGUUUUGUGGAGAAAAUCAAUUACUUAAUUGUUGUAUAAUAGUUUAUGAUUGUGAUUAUGAUUAUGUGAUUGUGAAUUUGUGAUUAUGAUUGUGGUGUAUUUGAAGGAAUAUCCCUUCCGAGGUUUACUGAUAAAUGAAACGAAAUACUGAAACGAUUUACUGACAAACGAAAGUCUUAAAGUUUUUUUCGUUUCGCCAUUAGGACUGCUUUCAUUUGGAAACUCCAGGCGGAGGAGGGUAUGGGUCUGAGUUAGGUAACGAUGACGUCAUGAACAAUGGCGAAUUACGACGGAAACGGCGACGAGUUUCGGAUAAGGAAGCGAAAAAGUUUACGGAAAAAGGAAGCGUCCAUGCAUAUCGGAUGAUGCAAGAAUCCGCUUGA